Molecule: messenger RNA, 1059 nt
Organism: Necator americanus (New World hookworm)
Lineage: Eukaryota; Metazoa; Nematoda; Chromadorea; Rhabditida; Ancylostomatidae
Exons: 10
Coding region: 1-1059 (352 amino acids)
Biological process (GO): positive regulation of voltage-gated calcium channel activity; skeletal muscle contraction; positive regulation of protein localization to plasma membrane
Cellular component (GO): extrinsic component of cytoplasmic side of plasma membrane
Molecular function (GO): protein binding
Source: RefSeq, a predicted model, not a curated record
AUGGCUCUGAAUCGUUGUACACAAAACAUCAUCGAGAUUCAACGACUUAUCAAAGAAAACUCGGAUAGUGGGAUGAGUUCGUUGGAGAGUUCACCUUCCGAUGCGGCCACAUCGCGAUUCGCCCGUAAGAAAUGGUCAUCUGCGUUCCGCGUCGUACAAGGUCUCCAUCGAUUCAAACUCCCAAUACACAGAAAACAUAAACAUGCCGAUCCAGCGAAUCAUAGCAACGAGAGCACUCCGAGCAGGGAAACCGACGCUCCCGUCGAUCCCGUUUACUUGGCUCUUAAGCAGGCGACCGGUAAGUACGGUGGACGUAGAGGAUCAUCAGCGAAUAAUUUCGACUCUGCUACCCCCAGUCCGAGGAAUCUGUCGCAAGUUUCAUUGCAGGAUUCGGGAUACGCAGAAAUGAGCUCUGUAAAAACGAAUCCAAUGCUUGGAUCAACGCCACAGCUUGACAAUUCAGGCAGAUCCACUGGCCGAAGACGAGCGCCGAGGUUAACAACGCAAAUGAAAUCCCUUUCGCUGGAUUGUCAAGAUAUGCCGCCGAGAAUAAACUCAGCGAAUCGAAGUCCAAUGAGAUCUAAAUUGGUAGGUGGACAUCUUCGCAGCAAGAAUGGAUCAUCCGAUCUGUCUGAUUGGGAUAGAAGUUGCUCUCCAUGCAAUAUGAACAGUCGACGAGGUAGUGCUGCUGCGACGCUGGCAGGCGGCUACAUAGUCAUUCACGAGUACACCCCCACAAAUGGUGCAGCUCCACUGGUCCUCGGAGAAAGAGUUCACGUUGUGGACAAUGGAGACCCGGAUUGGUUGCAUGGAUUUCGCGCUCAAGACAGAACGGAACGAUUACUUUCUUUCCCAGCAACAUGUGUCGCGCUGGUGCAGCCUGGGGAGCAAGCAAUGAAAAUCCUACAAAAUGUGGCCGUUCCGGAGAUCAAAUUGAGACUUUAUCGGGACCAGGUCGUGUUCGCACAACCUGACUCGCUGCACGACGGAAAGGUGACCGUACGCACAGCCCACAACGCCUUCGCCCCGUGUCCGUUGAGCAGUCUGGCGCUCGUCUGA